CAGACGACCCUAAACCCUACACCACCACGUGUCGCCACCACGUAGUGGACCCCACGCGUCGGUGGCCGAGCACUCCCCUGAUUAGCACCGGUUAACCCUUUCCUCCACCCCGACAUGCGACGUCCUAAUCCCCCCGUAAUUAAUCACAACCAUGGCUGCCCCACCCACAGUAAUCACCCCCCAAAUCCACCCCUCCCUCUCCCUCCCCCCCCCCCGAUCCCACCCCCGACGAGGCGAGGCCGGAGCCUGCCGCCGCCGCGGCAUUUCGUCCAGCACAUGGCGCUCGUGCCCAACGGCAGCGCCUGCAAGGACGACUGCGCGGCGCACGACCUGCCCUGGUCCGAGAUGUUCCGGUCCGCGUCGCUCCGGCGCCCCAAGCAGGAGGACGACGCGCCACCCAAGAAGCCGCCGCCGGUGAUGAAGAAGGCGGGGAAGGCCAAGGCUUCAGCAGGGGCGGACAUCGCGGGGCUGUCGCUGGAGCCCGACGCGCGGCUGGCGCUCUACAUCGCCAUGGCGCACGCGGGGCUGGCCAUGGCGCUGCUCGUGCUCUACGGCCUCUACAUGCUGCUAGCCGACUUCCUCCGCCCGCUGCAGUGGGCGCUGCUCUGCUCCGUCCCUCUCCGGGAGACGCAGCACGCGCUCGUCGCCUUCUGGGAGCCGCCGCUCCGGGCGGGCCUGGGAGCCGCCGUGCUCGCGCUCCCGCUCGCCGCGUUCCGGUCCUCCGCCGCCACGCUUGCCGACGCGCGCGCCGCGCUCCUGCGCCGCCCGCUCCCGCCGUCUCCGGCCUUCCUGCGUCUCCUCCGCUGGCUCGUGUCCUUCUUCUUCUUCCUCAUCCUCUUCGAGCGCCUCGGCGCCGCCGCCGCGCUGGUCCUCCUCAUCCUCGCACUCGCCUUCUUCGCCGCCUCCCCCAAGCUCACCUGCGCUGCGUCCUCCCACAUCUCCCGUCGGCGCCCUUCCUCACGAGGGCUCGUCUUAACUGGAGGCAUCCUUCGCCACCUCAAGACGCUCGUCGCCAUCGGGCUCAUGCUUGGCAUGAUCGCCGGGUUCGUAUCCGGCAGCAUCUUCUUCUCCUACAAGAUCGGGCUCGAGGGCAAGGACGCCGUCAUGUCCGUCAAGUCCCAUGUCGAGAAGGGCAACUACUCUGAGAAGAUUGGCCUCAAGAAGUGGCUGGACGACAAUGACAUCCCCGGCUUGGUCGAUCAGUACUCCGACAAGCUCUACGACACUGUCUGGGAGCAGGUAGAUCAAUUGGCAGUGCAGUACAACCUUACCGAUUUCACUAGCGGAUUCCGGCAUUUCUUAAUCAGCCAAUCAGUUGGCCCAAAGAACAAGGAGCUCAUCAGUUCAGGACCGCACCCAUACUCGAUGAAGUUGCAGUUGAUUGCAGUGCGCGUGAAGAACAGGGAGUGGGUGGAGAUUUACAGGGAGCUGGACUCGUUCUUUAAGGAGCUGUUGAUCACAAGGGAAGAUUUGGUGGUGAAGGCCAAAGAGCUGGCUUUGCAGGGCACAGAAAUCUUAAAGAGGCUGCUGUCGAGCGGCACAUCGGUGCUCGGUGGUAGUGCCAAUUUGAUGCUAUCCAUUGCUCUCCGCAUUGUCUCUGGUGCGGCUGAGGUGGUCAAUUUUGUAUCGCAAUUGAUGGUCUUCUUGUGGGUGUUGUAUUACCUCAUUACUGUGGAGGGAGGCGGAGCUACAGAGCAGGUCAUUGAUCUUUUGCCAGUGUCAAAACAAGUAAAAGACCGCUGCGUUGAGGUCAUCGACCAUGCCAUUAGUAGUGUCUUGUUAGCCACUGCCAAGAUUGCCGUAUUCCAAGGAGGCUUGACAUGGCUGUUGUUCAAGUUCUUCAAGGUGCAUUUUGUGUACACAUCAACUGUGCUUGGAUUCAUCAGCGCGCUUGUGCCAAUACUUCCACCAUGGCUGUCCUCGAUAUUUGCCGCAGGGCAACUGCUCAUGGAAGGGAGAUAUGUGCUUGCAUUGGUGGUAACUGUGAUACACCUCAUGCUCAUGGAUUACGGCACCACUACCAUUCUGGAGGAUAUACCUGGGUACAAUGGGUAUCUCACCGGUCUCAGCAUAAUUGGUGGCAUGACACUGUUCCCCAAUGCUUUGGAGGGUGCAAUAUUAGGUCCCCUUAUAAUGACGGUUGUGAUAGCAUUGAAGAACUUGUACGCAGAGUUUGUGCUUGCUGACACAGAGGAGACCGGCAGCUAGCGUAAGAUGAAAGGCUCAAAUGCUUGUGUUUUGAGAGAAAUACAUGUGUAGGAUUUUUACCCUCUAUGUUUACAUGAUGGUUUUGCUCUUGUACCAUACCUGAGUAUGCACAGCUAUUGCAGCAGAUGUGAUCCUUUCUUCCUUCGUGUUGCAACUUGCCCUCUGUGUAGUCAUAUUUGAUAUCUAUUGGAUCUUUCCAUAGAUUUGGUUCUACUAUCCA
Phragmites australis (common reed) is the source of this 2428-nucleotide messenger RNA. RefSeq lists its product as uncharacterized. The coding region runs from base 115 to 2208 and encodes 697 amino acids. Lineage: Eukaryota; Viridiplantae; Streptophyta; Magnoliopsida; Poales; Poaceae. The transcript is spliced from 2 exons. The record is from RefSeq and is a predicted model, not a curated record.